This is a messenger RNA of Haliotis rufescens (red abalone), 811 nucleotides long. RefSeq names its product ependymin-related protein 2-like. The coding region runs from base 69 to 770 and encodes 233 amino acids. Gene Ontology annotation, cellular component: lysosome; extracellular region. The record is from RefSeq and is a predicted model, not a curated record. NCBI's taxonomy places the organism in Eukaryota, Metazoa, Mollusca, Gastropoda, Lepetellida, Haliotidae. Gene Ontology annotation, biological process: cell-matrix adhesion. The transcript is spliced from 6 exons. Gene Ontology annotation, molecular function: calcium ion binding.
AUCUGUAUAACCUGGCUGCAGACACCAUGUGCGUCUGUAGUGAGAGUCACAUUUAAUCGCAUGUCACUAUGAUGAUAAGGUCCUUGACUGUUGUUCUUCUGGCUGUUGUUUGGAGUGGAGUGAGUGGCGCCGAUCCCCCCAAGUGCUGCACAGAGCGUCAGUUCGAGGCCAGGUUGGCGGAAGUCGGGGGGAGUUUGUACAAGCACAACGGACAGCAGGUUCCUGCUCUCAUAAAUGUGGACAACAUUCUACAUUACAACUUCUACAACAAGACAGUGGUCUACGAAGUGUUUGAGCGCGGCGCCAACGACAGUACCAUGCAUUCCCGAAUAGUGCAUGACUUUAAUGCGGGUCUUCGCUAUGUGAUUGAAAUGAACAAAUGCACGUAUGUAAGAGGUUCCCGAGCUAUUAGUGAACAGUGCGUUCCAGACAACGCGAAGUUUCUUGGACGGUCUUACUUUGGGUACGGUGUCAAUAGUGUUCCUGCCAACAACUGGCAAUACACCAGCCCCUCCAACAACGUCUCCAUUAAGUCUUCAAUGGCCGCGUCCAACUGUGUGCCAUUUGUACAAGCAGCCUUUUCGACCCUGGGACAAGAUGCUUCCAAUGAUGUGGUGUUCAUCGUGACGGGGUUUCGUCCUGGGAUCCAACGCCCAUCUGUCUUUGACAUCCCAGCUGACUGUGUCCCGCUACCACGUGCCGACAAUCAGAUUCCUUCGGAACACAUCAAGCGAGGAGCUCGCUACAUUGACGCAGUUCUGUCACGCUGAGACUGACAAUCAUUUGUAAAAAUAAAGGUAUUGCCACCGCA